AUGACCGCUGACGACCGGAACACGCGUCUCAGGGCUAGGGCACGGCUGGCCCUGAUCAUAAAAUGGGAUGGUGAAAUCGGCGACAUCGGCCCUGGGUUCCCUGAGCUGGAAAAGGAGCUCUUUGGUAAUGCCAAGUCUCGCAACGCCGACAAAGAAGGCGUCGACUUUACUGCGGAUACCCGCUUGUACCAGGAUGGUCUGGUCCAGAUUAAUCCGGUUGCUAGCUUCGAGACUGUAGGCCUACAUCCGGCCAUGCUCAAGAACGUGCAGCUCUCUAGUUACGAUAUUUCUACGCCCAUUCAGCGCUAUUGCCUGCCAGCCAUUCAUCUUGGCUACGAUGUGAUUGCCAUUGCCCAGACAGGCUCUGGCAAGAUCGCAGCUUUUCUCAUUCCAAUCAUCAACAAGCUAAUGGGCAAAGUCAAGAAUCUCACUGCCCCCCCCCCCCUUCACCUGCGUCCGAAUCCCGCUGUUUUCAAGCUUGGUAUCGACAAGGUCCGUGCUGAGCCUCUUGUUGUUACUGUCUGCCCGAGCCGAGGACUGAAGGAGGAGCUGUACAAAAUUAUGGCCGGUGGUGAGCAGGAGGAUACUAACAUCACCUUUAUGUUGUUUUCUGCCACAUUUCCUAAGGCCAGCCACGAGUUGGCGAAGGCUCACAUGGCGGACACUCAUAAUAUCAUCGAAGUCCACCCCUCCUGGAAGGGCAAGGCGCUUAUGGAUUUGGUCAACUCGUAUCCGCCGGCGAGAACCAUCAUUUUUGUCAAUUCCGAGCACACUGCUGAGGAACUUGACGAUUCUCUCUACGAUCAAGAGUUCCCCUGCACCUCGUUGCAUUCUAGACGUACACAACAUGAGCACGAGGCUGCUAUGCGUCGUUUUUGGAGUGGCAAAUCAACUACGAACUUCCUUCGGAGGACUGCGGUGGCAUUGAAGAGCACAUGCAUCGCAUUAGUCGAACUCGACUUUGCCCUUGCCCCAACUAGUGGGGAUUUCAAUGACAACGACUUUGAGGAGGAUGUUGCAGCGGGUGGGUAUGCUGAUGACGCUGGCAACUGUGAUAAUGGAAUGGCUCUGGAGAUGAUUGGGGUGGUCAGGCUGACAACACCGCCGCUGAGCAGGUCGCCGACACCACUGACGGCUGGUGAAGGCGCCUAA
Messenger RNA from Thermochaetoides thermophila DSM 1495, 1152 nucleotides. RefSeq lists its product as uncharacterized. The record is from RefSeq and is a predicted model, not a curated record. The coding region runs from base 1 to 1152 and encodes 383 amino acids. Lineage: Eukaryota; Fungi; Ascomycota; Sordariomycetes; Sordariales; Chaetomiaceae. Gene Ontology annotation, molecular function: nucleic acid binding; RNA helicase activity; ATP binding. The transcript has 11 exons.